CCCCACGACAAACCUGCGUCCUCUUCGUUUUCAUCCAGAUUCAUAUUUCAUUUCUGGGUUUUGGCUCUGAUGCUUUGUGCUGAUUGAAUUUGUUUGCUGAAUCUGGGUUUGGUACAGUAUGUGAUUGUGAGACUGUCUCAAGAAAAACUGGAUAAACGUGAUAGAGUUUGAAAGAAUGAAGUUCACUAAAGGGAAUUUAGUGGAGGUCUUAAGGAGAGAACAUGAUCCAUGUGGUUCGUGGUUUCCUGCCAGCAUAAUUUCAACAGAUGGUGAUAACUUUAUUGUGAGGUUCAAAUCACUCGUGAACCCCGAAGGAAAAAAAGUGGUGGAGAAGGUGCAUGAGAGGGAUGUUAGACCCCCGCCUUCAAAUGUGAAAGGGCAGACCUGGACGGUUGGUGAUGUGGCUGAAGUGUUUGAUGCUCAAUGUUGGAGGGUAGGGAAGGUUGCAAAAGUGUUGCCAAAAAAAAACGGGGUUGUCAUGAGGUUCUUUGGUUCCAUCCAACUUAAAGAAUUUGAUGUCUCUAAUCUAAGGAUUAGGCAGGUUUGGUGUGAUAAUAAGUGGAAGAUGAUUGGAAAGGUUAUCCAAGAAAAACAAUUUCCCAAGAAUUAUAGACCAAAUAAUUCAGAUUUUGCUCAGGGCUUGCCCUCCAGAACUCCAUCAGAACUUAGGUGCAGAGAUUUAGAUAUGAAAGAGAAGAUUGGAGAAUGGCACCUUAAGCAUCAGACUGACCAUACUAGGUCUUGUCUCCCCUUGAGAACUGUAAGGAAAAGCUAUCCCCCUCGUUAUGAAGAAAACUCUAGGGAUGUAGUCACUGGAGGAAGACGCAAGAAAAGGAAACGUUCCAGAGGACGCAAUGAACCUUCUAAGAGAAAGAUUCCUUUAUUUAAGCAGGUAGAUGACACAUCUUGCUCGCAUAUUGGAGUUGAAGAAAAAUUCAUUCCACAGUCAACUGAAACUGACAACAUACUUAACAACGCAACUCCUCAGUGGUUAGAUGAUUCUUGUAGGCCUCUUUGGUCUGCUGAAGAUAGCAACCAGUGCUCUGUUGCUAGCUGCAGUACCAAUUAUAUUCCUGACUAUCCCGUCCUCAUUUCUCAUAAACCACUGGAAAAUUUGCCUGAAAAUUCUGAUGCUGAGUCAUUAUUUCCUUCUAUGGGUGGCAAAGGAUCUUUGCCUAUGUCUCCAAUACAGAAACUGGAGGUAGACAUCCAUGAACUAGAGCUUCGAGCUUAUAAGUCAACAAUGGAGGCAAUGUAUGCUUUAGGUCCUUUAAGUUGGGACCAAGAGUCCCUCCUAACAAAUCUCCGACUCUCUCUUCACAUUUCGGAUGAGGAACACCUAUUCCAGCUCAGGCAUCUGUUAUCUACUCAAGUUUUGUGAUGCUGUCUGGAAUUUGAUUGCUUUGAGGCUCACCCUAUAACACAAUUGGAGUUUUUGUUAGUUACACCAGGCAAAUUUGAGCAACUUAAAGGUUACUCUGGCAGCCCCUUUUAAGAUUUUUGAUUGCAUAUACAUGUAAAUUCUUAACUGAAUUUUAGUUCUUGAAGUUGAGAUCCAGAAAUCUGUUUCAUAGAGAUUACUUGACUGAAAAAAUAUCUUUCUGCAGAAUUUCAACUUGUUUUUUGUUUAGGACCUCCUGUCUGUAUCUGUAAACACAUGUUGAUAUGCCUGGGGCAGCAAACAUAUAACU
Rubroshorea leprosula is the source of this 1691-nucleotide messenger RNA. The record is from the annotation of a GenBank genome assembly. NCBI's taxonomy places the organism in Eukaryota, Viridiplantae, Streptophyta, Magnoliopsida, Malvales, Dipterocarpaceae.